This is a messenger RNA of Oncorhynchus keta (chum salmon), 2492 nucleotides long. Its product is annotated as F-BAR and double SH3 domains protein 1-like. Gene Ontology annotation, cellular component: recycling endosome; neuromuscular junction. The record is from RefSeq and is a predicted model, not a curated record. Gene Ontology annotation, molecular function: protein binding. Gene Ontology annotation, biological process: regulation of actin filament polymerization; neuromuscular synaptic transmission. The coding region runs from base 87 to 2306 and encodes 739 amino acids. The transcript is spliced from 19 exons. Lineage: Eukaryota; Metazoa; Chordata; Actinopteri; Salmoniformes; Salmonidae.
UACCGAGAGAUGCUUUUGUGUGUCAAAAGCUUUCGGGAAGUAGGCUAUUGCGCUUCAAUAAAAAGGAGACGCUAAAUAAUCCGAAAAUGCAACCUCCUCCCAGAAAGGUGAAGGAGACCCAGCAGGUGAAGAUGGCCUUUGCGGAGCAAGUGGGGCGGCUGCAGAGCAAACAGCAGCAGGAGGUAGAACUGCUGGAGGACAUCAGGUCCUUCAGUAAACAGCGUGCUGCCAUAGAACAAGAGUACAGUCAGGCCCUCCAGAGACUGGCCAUACAGUUCCAGAGGAAAGACUGGCAAAGAGGCAAGGGAGACUCUUUGAACUCUGGGAGUGUGUUUGCUGUGUGGAGGUCUCUGAUUGAGGCCACGGCACAGAGUGGAGUGUGUCGUCUCACGGCGGCCGACGGAUAUCGCUCACUCACUGCCGACGCUCUGAAGAGCCUGAGGGCAGCCAAGGAGCUGAAGGCCAAGAGGGGUCUGGAGCAGCUGCAGAGAGUACAGGGUGAGGUAGUGGAUGCACUACGAGAGCUCCACAAGGUCAAGAAGAGAUACUACCAGCUGAGUCACAUGGCUAACGUGGCCAGGGAGAAAGCUGCUGACGCACAGGCCAAAUUCAAGAAGAGUGACCAUGGAAUUUUCCAUUUUAGGACAGGCUUGCAGAAAAUGAGUUCAAAGCUGAAUACCAGGCUGAGGGAGUGUGACCAGAGACUGACAGAGGUGCGUAAUGAGUACCUUCUAACACUGUCUGCCGUCAACUCUCAUCACCAAUACUACUACACUGCAGAGCUGCCUGCCAUCAUGAGGAGACUGGACAGUGACCUGUAUGAGCAAAUCCGAGAACACUUCACUCUCUUGUGCUGCACAGAGAUCGACACCUGCCGGUCAACGCAUAGUAACUUUAGCAAGAUCUGCGAGAACUACACCAAGGUGUCUAGAGAACGGAACAUCCAGAUCUUCCUCCAGGAGUUCCCGGUCUUCACCAGAACAGCCGGCUUUCACUUCCAGGUUGCCCCUAAAGACAAGGUGUGCAUUCUGAAGCAACAUAUCUCCAGUGCUGAGGGGGAGAGCUGUUUGGACAAGGAGGCCCGCAAGUGGUCUGCUAAGGCUGCCAAAGACUACAAGAUCAUCUCACACGGAGAUAGGGCACUGCAGAUGCUGGACAGGCGUUUCAAACUGCUGUCAGGAGACACAGGAGUCAGCGUGGAACAGAAGAUGGUGGGGGUGAAGGAGAGUGUGAGGAAAGCACAGGUGAGCCGGGUGAAGGCGGAGUCCAGGCUGGCGCUGCUGGCGUCGGCGGGGGUGGACGUGGAGCCAUGGGUGAGCAGUGCUAUGACCCAGGCAGACGAGGAGCUGGAGAGGGACAGGAGGCUGAGCGAGGCACGCAUGUCCAACGGAGAUAUCUCCGAGGACGAGUUUGAGUUCACAGACUUCGACGACUACGAUGAAGAUGGUGACACUUUCAUCGAUUCAACUUCCUGCUCGGUGCCGUGUGGAUACCCCUUGGCUUGCAUGGUUCUCUACAGCUAUCAGGCCUGCCAAGGAGACGAGCUGUCAAUCACAGAGGGAGAAGAGCUUCAGGUGAUAGAGGAUGGAGACAUGGAGGACUGGCUGAAGGCCCGUAAUGCAGCAGGCCAGGUUGGCUACGUCCCUGAGAGGUACCUGCAGUUCCUGUGGUCACCAGGAGAGGGCUCCUCUGUCUGCCUGGCGCAGGGCUUCCCUUGUCCCCAGCUGGACUGGUCCUUCAACAGUUCCAGCUCCUCAUCAGAACAUUCCAAGAGGCAGCAGGGCCGCUCCCCUCACUCUGGGGGUCUGGCACGGGCUCUGUUUGAGUACCAGGGCCAGGGUCCAGAGGAGCUGUCCUUCCCAGAAGGGGCGGUCAUUAGGCUGCUGCGCUGCCGCCAGGGGGAGGUUGACGACGGCUUCUGGGAGGGAGAGCUGGACGGACGCUUGGGGGUCUUUCCUUCUCUGGUGGUGGAGCUGCUGGGGGACGGGGAGAAAGAGGAGGAAGAGGAGAGCCUUCCCACCCCCACUCUUCCUCCAUUCUCUCCACCCAUCCCUAUUUCUGGAACCCCCUGCAGUCUCCUCUGCUUCUCAUCUGGCCCUGGGUCCUGGUCUGUAAACAGUACGCCCCCUAAGGACCCGGAGGACAGGUUGCAGGCUUCUUUCUCACUGAAAUCACAGAGCCUGUCAGACAGCAGGGCAGAGAGUGCAGGCAGCACACGCAGCUCACCUGACCUCUCAGCUGGAAGAAUACGACCGACAAGGGCUCCCCCUCUUCCCCCGACUCAGAGACACUCCCCCAUGCCCUGAGGAAGCAUGUGUGGGGGAGUGUUCAGAAGAGACAGAGUGGACACCACAGGAGAGUCUGGUGGUGCACACCCUCACCGGGACUUGUACAGUAUGUAGCUACCAGGUGAGCUUUGUCUCUUCCUGACAGGCUACACUAUUUUUGAAAGUUAGUAUUCUUGUAUUGUUUAUGUGAUAAUAUGUCAAAAA